GGGCCGACAACCACAAGCCCACAUCUCAGUCUAAAAUAUCGCCCAAAAUUUCACCCAAAAUCGGAAGUAGCAGAAGAUGAACGGAUUAAGUCGUCUCAAUUCGGCCAAUCACCUCUCCGCCGCAGCCGCCGCCGUAUAUCCGAAACGGUUGCUCAGAACAAGUAUCGGUCACUCCUCUCCCGCAGCGACAGCUGGAAUUAGUGACACCCGCAAUAGUUAUGUGAGAAAAAGGGGGAAAAAGCUGAAGGAGCUCUCGAGGAGUGUGGUGAUGCUCACUUGCGAUUCAUCUGUAGACGGUGGUGUCUGUAAUGUUUAUUUGGUCGGAUCCAAUCACGCUUCUCCGAAAUCUUGGGAAGAAGUUAGGGCAACGGUGCGAUUCUUGAAACCAGAGGUUGUUUUCCUAGAAUUUUGCUCUAAUCGCGAACAUAUUCUUAGGCGUGAAAAAAUUAAGGUUCCGACCAUAAUGGAAAUGGUGGAAAUGUGGAAAAAAAAUAAUAAACUUUCUUGGAUUCUUUACAGGUGGUAUUUUGCUAAGCGUGUGAGUCGAUUUGAAGUUCCAGAUGAUGGAGAUUUUCUGGCAGCAUAUGAUGAAGCCAAGAAAUAUGGUGCCAAGGUUAUACUGGGCGAUCGACCACAAGAUAUUACAGAUCGGAGGUAUAUUGCCAAGACGUCUAUUUGGCAAUUUCUCACCGUUCAAAUUGAAGGAAUUCCCAUGAAUUUGCCAAAUGAUAUUGUGGAGAAGGUGAUAUACGGAAAGUAUGAUGCUCAUGCGGUCCAUCGAUAUAAUCAAGAGAUGGCCAAGAGCGAUCCUGCUUGGGCAGAAAUAUAUAUCCAUGAGCGUGACCUAUAUCUGUCGGCCAAGAUACUAGAUGUUGCCCGUAAGCAUAAAUCAGUGGUAGCCGUCGUGGGAAUGGGCCAUGUACCAGGAAUCCAGAAGAACUGGAAACAACCUGUUGACGUACAAAAUCUACGCCAUUCAUUGACUACUUUGCCCUUCAAAAUUCUCUACUGGAUGUUCACUUUCCACAUAGAAUUAAUCAUGCUUUCUUUACUUUAAUAUAUGCCACUGUUCUAACUCGUUAGGAUUGAUUGUUUAACGUUGUUAUUGAUUCCAAAUAUAUCCAUCUUAUGGAACUUUAUGUUGUUGAAUGUCUCAGGUGGAGCAACUUCUUACCAUACCAAAUUAAAAAAAGACAAUAUCAGUGGGCAAGAUAAGUUCUAUCACGGGGGUUGCCAUAAUUUAUGGCAUUUAUCUCUCCAUCAAGAACUAGCGCUCUGCAUUCCAUGAGAACUCAUAGCUUAGCUUGGAUGAAAACUGCUACAACAAUGACGUUGUUGCCGUCGUAAAUCUCACUUAGAAUUUCGCCUAUUUGAGCUUGUCGAAAAUUAAAUGUCAGUUCUCUGCAUAUGUUUAUUCUUGUUCAUUUAUUAUGUGUGCUCGCCUAUUUGAGCUUGUCGAAAAUUAAAUGUCAGUUCUCUGCAUAUGUUUAUUCUUGUUCAUUUAUUAUGUGUGCUUGAUAAGUUUGAGAUGUGGGUCUAUUGACAUCAAUGGCAAUUUUUUCAAUUCCCCACUU
Salvia miltiorrhiza (redroot sage) is the source of this 1574-nucleotide messenger RNA. RefSeq lists its product as uncharacterized. NCBI's taxonomy places the organism in Eukaryota, Viridiplantae, Streptophyta, Magnoliopsida, Lamiales, Lamiaceae. The coding region runs from base 77 to 1057 and encodes 326 amino acids. The transcript is spliced from 8 exons. The record is from RefSeq and is a predicted model, not a curated record.